GAAGAGACCCAGAAAGCAACCAAAAAUCCUAAAAGACCACAAACACCUCAACCAAAAGGCCAACAUGACUGGUUCUCCUUGUGGAGCCUGCAAAUUCUUGAGAAGGAAGUGUGUGAGAGGCUGUGUUUUUGCUCCUUACUUUUGCCAUGAACAGGGUGCCACCCAUUUUGCAGCCAUUCAUAAGGUCUUUGGCGCAAGCAAUGUCUCAAAGCUCCUUGCUCACCUUCCUGUCAGUGACCGUUGUGAAGCUGCUGUCACCAUCUCUUAUGAAGCUCAAGCUAGACUUCAAGAUCCAAUUUAUGGCUGUGUUGCUCAUAUUUUUGCACUCCAACAACAGGUGGUGAAUUUACAAGCACAAGUAGCUCAUCUCAGGGAACAGGCAGGUCAGAUCUAUCUCAAUGCCUCUGCCACUGAAAACCCUAAUGAGAAAUACUUUGGAAAAUCUACCAAUUUUCCCCAGUAUCUUCAGAGUUGGUUCCAGACGGACAAUUCCAACUCGGCUUCACAAUUUCUUCCUAAAUUGUCCACUGAUACUUCAACACAGUACUAUGGAAAUACUAAUACCUUCAUUGACCCAAACCCUAUAGGAAAUGAUGACAAUUCCGUAACAGUAGAGGAAAGCAUCUCCUUUUCUAGCUUUGAAGAGAGUUGUAACUCCAUGGCCUGUGACAUGCAAAGGCAGUGGACCUUUUAUCAAGUGGAUAACCUUCAGUAAGAGUGAGUUUUGGUGAUUAUGAAAUUUACUUCAUGAAAGAUCAGAGUCGUCUGCAUGAAAGAAUUGGUGAAGUCAACUUUAUCAAUUUUGAAUUUGUUGCACAUGUGUGACGAAGCAUGCACUUUAUUACCUGAGGAAGCCUAGAAUGUGAUAUAUAAUUGUAUGGGAAUCCACAUUAUAGUAUUGUUUUGUUUAGCUUAGUGAAAUAUUGGUAUUUAUUAGAAUAAUAAUAAAAUCUUAAUGAUAAACUUUGGUUUUUGUAUAUGAACUAAAUUAUGUU
Molecule: messenger RNA, 995 nt
Organism: Vigna radiata var. radiata (mung bean)
Lineage: Eukaryota; Viridiplantae; Streptophyta; Magnoliopsida; Fabales; Fabaceae
Product: LOB domain-containing protein 29
Exons: 2
Coding region: 65-715 (216 amino acids)
Biological process (GO): hormone-mediated signaling pathway; positive regulation of DNA-templated transcription
Cellular component (GO): nucleus
Source: RefSeq, a predicted model, not a curated record